UUUAAAGGAAUUUAUUGAAAACAUGUUUCGUAUACUUCACUGUGGUAGAGCAGUACUACAGAGAGCAACAGUUGUGUCCAAUACUUUACUUACAGUACCAACUAGUUCAAAAUGUAGAUGGCAGGAUUCCUUGUAUGUAGGGUCAAGAACUAAAGUACAUAAUUUCCGUAAACCCAAAUUUGUGCGCUAUAACUUACAGCCCAAAAUAUCUGCAUCAUAUGUGAAUUUCUUUACACAAUCUGUGCAUAAUGUUGAAGGGACAAUCAAUCAAGUUGUGUUGGAAAAGGUUAGAGAAAUGAUGGUUGGUUGGGAUUUUGAUAUAGUGGAGAAGCAGAUUUUACAAGAACUGUACAAUGGAACUGUGAACUUAGAUGUGGUGUUUUAUGUUGUCAAAUUGAUGCUGGACAAGAACUAUUUGCCACAAGAUCUAAUUAAUGGUGUGUUCGAUUUAUCCUUAGACAAUCUUAAUGAUGUUGUUCAUAACCAUGACCAAGCCGCUGAACUUAUGUUAAUGGCUUUUAUAUGCAGUUCUAAAGUGCCUGAUGCGUUUUUACUGGCAAUGCAGAAUUAUCUUCAUAGAAAUAUUCAAAAGUUUCAUAUUAAACACAUAAAAUACUUUUAUCUUGCGUUUCAAAAGUGUAAAUGGGUAGUGACGAAUUCAUUGAAUCAGAGUGUUGUCAACAUUAUGUUGAAAAAUAUGUUGACCUUGCACCACAAUGACAUUUUAAACGUUUUCAAAUCAUUAAUGGUUUCAAAUUAUUAUGAUAAAAAUGGAGUGGAGAAAAUAGCUGAAAGUUUAUUAGAAAAUAACAAGAUUCUGAGUCUGAUAUCGGACCAGCAUCUUCAACUCUAUAUACACUUUUUCAUAUCAAGACAUUAUUAUCAGGAAGCUCUCUAUGACUCUUUCCUACAAAAUUUUAAUUUUUUAGUCAGUAAUAUGAAAAUAACUAACAUUAAAGCCACUUCAUUCAUCUUAAGUAGCUUUGGUACCAUUCAGUUUAAGCCGAAAAAUAAAGUAUACAGAGAGAUUUGUACUAAACUAGAGAAGAUUUGUUUAGAUACACAAUAUAAGCCAGCUUAUUUUUCUAAUAAUGAUGAAUGGAUCCCUGAGUUUGUAAAUGGAAUGAUUUUUUUUGGAUUUUUUUCUGAUGAUCUUCUGAGUAAGGUUUUUUCUUCCAUUGACAGACUUCCAGAUAACAAAUUAAAAAGACAACAGAUUCUGUUUAUCCAUUACAGUAUGCUUAUUGAACAUCCAGAAUACAAUGGAUCUCUUCUUCCAUCACAAUUAAUAAAAGACAUGCAAAUCGAUUCCACCGAACGUUUUAGAUGGGAAAGGAGAUCCGAUAAAGCAAGAAAUCUAGAAACGAUAUAUGAUGUUUUGUGUGAUAUGUUAGGACAAGAUUAUGUACAUUGGUAUCACAUAUUACCUCAUUUCACUUACUCAGAUAUUGAAAUAAGACUGAAAAAAGAUGGAAGUGUGGUAGCUUUUGAACCAGAAACUUAUUUACAACGAGUCAACUCUGAAUUGGACAAGAAAGCUUCUCCUGGUGUUACUAAGGUUAUUAUAAUGCAUUUGAAUGAAAACUCAUUUCUGAAUGGAUCACCUGAACUUAAAGGUCGAAGUGUAGUCAAGAUUCGUCAGUUACAAAUAUUAGGAUAUCACAUCUUAACGAUAGCAAAAGAUGAAUUACGAGUGUUACCAACUCAAAAAGAAAGAAUAGACUUUAUGACAGAGUUGAUUGAAAAUAACUUUGAUGUGAAACUCAAGUUACCUGAAGUGAAAAGGAAAAUGAAGUGAAAAAUUCAAAAAUAUUCUUUUGAUAAAAUUAUUUAUAUGAAUUCC
This is a messenger RNA of Lottia gigantea (owl limpet), 1843 nucleotides long. RefSeq lists its product as hypothetical. Lineage: Eukaryota; Metazoa; Mollusca; Gastropoda; Lottiidae. The transcript is spliced from 6 exons. The record is from RefSeq and is a predicted model, not a curated record. The coding region runs from base 23 to 1798 and encodes 591 amino acids.